Molecule: messenger RNA, 1659 nt
Organism: Rhodamnia argentea
Lineage: Eukaryota; Viridiplantae; Streptophyta; Magnoliopsida; Myrtales; Myrtaceae
Product: CRS2-associated factor 1, mitochondrial
Exons: 5
Coding region: 71-1336 (421 amino acids)
Biological process (GO): Group II intron splicing
Molecular function (GO): RNA binding
Source: RefSeq, a predicted model, not a curated record
GCCUCCAUUUCGUCUUCUGCUUCUCUUCUUCUCCUUCUUCUUCAACCAUUAAACCCCUAAAACCCUAGAGAUGAUCCUCACCAAGCUCUCCCGCCAAAAACCACUUCCUCUCUCUCUCCUCUCGACGCGCCACCUCCUCUCCACCUCCGCCCCCGCCCCGGCCUCCUCCUCAAGGCUCCGCUCUCUCUACGCCUUCGAACCCCCGCUGUCUCUCCAUCCCCAAAGCUCUAGCUCCGGCGCCAAACCUCCGUCGAAGAAGAAAACCAAACCGCCGUACCGACCGCCCUCGUCGCUCGAUCGGACCAAGAUCAAAGCCGUGAAGUCGGACCUGCCGUUCGAUUUCAGGUUCAGCUACACGGAGAGCAGCCCCAACGUGAGGCCGAUAGGGCUGAGGGAGCCAAAGUACUCGCCGUUCGGGCCGGGCCGGGUCAACCGGGAGUGGACGGGGGUUUGCGCCCCGGCGGUGGACCGGAAGGUGAGGUCGGUGGAGGAGGGAGUGGAGGAACCGAAGUUGGAGGAGAAGAGGAAGGCGAUGAGGGAGAGUAUCCAGGGGGAGCCGCUCACUGGGGCUGAGCGGAAGAUUUUGGUUGAGAGGUGUCAGAGGCACAGGACCAAAAGGCAGAUUAAUUUAGGGAGAGAUGGCUUAACUCACAACAUGUUGAAUGAUAUCCAUAAUCACUGGAGGCGUGCUGAGGCAGUCAGGGUUAAAUGUAUGGGUCUCCCGACAGUUGAUAUGAAAAAUGUUUGCUUCCAGCUGGAGGAUAAAACCUUUGGAAAGAUUAUUCAUAGACAUGGUGGUCAGCUUGUUUUGUACAGAGGUAGAAACUAUAGUUCCAAGAGAAGGCCUGCAAUACCAUUAAUGUUGUGGAAACCCCAUGAACCUAUAUAUCCCAGGUUGAUCAAAACCACGAUCGAGGGCCUGAGCAUCGAAGAAACCAAGGAAAUGAGGAAAAAAGGACUAGCUGUGCCUGCUCUAACAAAACUCGCCAAAAACGGGUACUAUGGCAGUCUGGUACCAAUGGUCAGGGAUGCAUUUCUCACCAAUGAGCUCAUUCGGAUAGACUGCCGGGGACUUGAGAAAAGUGAUUAUAAGAAAAUAGGCUGCAAACUUAGGGACCUAGUUCCUUGCAUCCUUGUAACAUUUGAGAAGGAACAGAUUGUCGUAUGGAGAGGGCAGGACUAUAAGCCUCUGGAGGAUGUACAGUUCCCUAUGGAUUGGGAUGAAAGUCCAAACGGCACAUUACUUGUUGGUGUUGAGGAUGUUCGUAGCUCGGAUAGCAGCAGUAACAAGCAGUGGUUGAGCUCGAGUGACGAUGAGGAGUCGUCGGUUUCCUGAGUUUUACUCAGCAGAGCCAGCUGUGCAUUUGCUGAAUUAGAUUAAGUUUGUACUGGGAAUGGUAAGUUCAGAAGGCAAAGUUGCUUGCAAGGACUCAAAGAGACGCUUUCCAGGAAACUUCCGGGAGAGGUCUCAAGCGAUUACUGAUUUGCUCAAUCUCGGUUCUAGAGGAAAACGACAGGACCGGAAAUGAUGGAUCGAACUAUUGGAACUAGGCUUCUCCCAAUUCAAAAUCAUGGGCAUGGUUGGGGGUAUGGGCUUCUAAUCCCAGCGAGCACUCUAUGAUUUUGAACAACCAAGGGAUUAGUUCUGGGCUCUGGUCC